Messenger RNA from Effrenium voratum, 1124 nucleotides. The record is from the annotation of a GenBank genome assembly. Lineage: Eukaryota; Dinophyceae; Suessiales; Symbiodiniaceae.
CCUCAAAGCCCCGACUUAGCCCCGGAGAUGUCGGCCUGGGUGAUUUUUCUGCUCGCCCGGGCGGCGGCGCGGGUGGAGCUGCACGUGCACCUGGACGGAUCCAUUGAGCCCGCGGAGCUUUUCGCCAUCGCCAAGGCGCGGAACCUCUCGCUGCCAGACAUUGGUGUCCCUGGCAGCGCCGCUGAUCUGGAGCGCUUCGUGGCCAAGUACCGCAGCUGGCACCGCUUCGAUGCCGUGAAUGAGAUUUUGGGCGGGGACGCCUCGGCGGUGGAGAUGGCCGCAGCGGCCUUCGUGGGCUUCCAGGCCAAGAGCCAGGUGCGGUACACCGAGGUGCGCUACGAUCCCGUGCGGCUCAGCCGCAGCAGCCUGGCAAAUGCCUCCAUCAGUGAGGAGGAGGUGGUCAGGGCCGUGCAGCGGGGCCUUGCCAGUGGCGCACGCCGGCACCAGGUGGAGGUGUACCAGAUCUUGUGCGCCAUGCGCGGGAAGAGCCCAGCCAGGUGCCGGAGGACAGCCGAUUUGGCUUUGCAGCUCCGGAGCCACGCCAUGGGCGGCGUGGUGGGCUUGGAUCUGGCCGGAGACGAAACGGAUUUCCCCAACGAGGCGUACAUCGAGUGCUUCAGAUAUGCGAAGCACGCCGGGCUGAACACCACCAUCCACUCCGGCGAGUUUAAUACGACGCAGAGCGGUGAUGUGCAUACCGCCGUCUUCCAAAUGCUCGCUGACAGAGUCGGCCAUGGCUACGCUGCAGCACAAGACGCUGGCCUCAUGCAGGCGUUGCGAGACAGGAGGGUGCACGUUGAAGCUUGUCCGAACAGUGCCCGCUUGCACGGAGCAUGGGCUUUGAAGUCCAUCUCUGCUUUUCAUCAGCAGGGCCUGCUGUUUGGCCUGAACACGGAUGAUCCCGCCAGCCUGUUUGGCAACACCACCGCUGCCCAAGAUGAGUCGAUCGUUUUGGAGCGCCUCAACUUCACCACAGGCGACGUGGAGAAAGCCUAUGCUGCAGCCUUCGAUGCUCGGUUUGGGCCCCGUGAGGCAUACCUCUUUGCAUAGAGCCGUGAUUGCUCAUGUCCAGCGCGAAGACAGGGGCGAUGCAUUGAACCGGAAUGUGAACCGGAAUGUGAGGA